GUAUGCCGCGACAUCUGGCCCUCGGCGCAGAUGGAGAAGGCGCACUUUCUGGUGGUCAACCUGGGCCUGCAGUACCUCAUUCCCCUCUCGGUGAUUGCCCUCUUCUACAUUCUCAUCCUGAAGAAGAUCGCCCAGCGGAAGCUGCCCAAGCUGGCCCGCCAGCUGCCCGCCACGCUGAAGGACGGCAACCGCCAGUCCUCGCUGGUGAUCGAGCGCAGCAAGGUGAAGGUCUUCAAGAUGCUCAUCGCCCUGGUCCUCCUCUUCGCCCUCAGCUGGCUGCCCCUCUACAUUCUCUUCUUCAUCAUCAAGAUGGGCGGGCCGCAGCUGGCCGCCGGCGAGGAGCACUCCCUCGCCAGUCAGAUCCUCGACACCGCCGUCCCCGUCGCCCAGUGGCUGGGCGCCUCCAACAGUUGCUGCAACCCGGUGCUGUACUUCUUCUUCAACGCCAAGUUUCGCAACUACUACCGCAGUAGCUGGCUGAAAAC
This is a messenger RNA of Rhagoletis zephyria (snowberry fruit fly), 485 nucleotides long. Its product is annotated as neuropeptide SIFamide receptor-like. The record is from RefSeq and is a predicted model, not a curated record. Gene Ontology annotation, biological process: G protein-coupled receptor signaling pathway. Gene Ontology annotation, molecular function: G protein-coupled receptor activity. Lineage: Eukaryota; Metazoa; Arthropoda; Insecta; Diptera; Tephritidae. Gene Ontology annotation, cellular component: plasma membrane.